AUGUGUGGCACAGGAUAUGUCGACGAUAAGACUGACUGGUUCAAUGCAAAGCGAGCUGCCGUGUUGCUGACUAUAGUAGGGGUGGCCUUGGCUACUCCAGGUUUCUUCAAGUUCCUCCAUGGAGGAGGAGGAGGAGGAGGAGGCUAUGGGGGAGGAGGGGGAGGAGGUAAAGGCCAUGGAGGAGGAAGAGGAAUUGGUCAUACAGGAAGGGGAAGAGGCUACGGAGGAAGAGGAGGAGGAGGAGGAGGAGGAGGAGGAGGAGGGUCAUCAGGCCUUGGAGUGACUGUAGUUAGUAUUUCGUAUGGAGGAGGUGGAGGAAAAGGAGGCAAAGGAAAUGGAGGUGGAGGCGAUGGCGGCCACGGAGGAAGAGGGGGAAGAGGCAUAGGUAUCUAUGGGAAUGGAGGAGGAGCAGGUUAUGGAGAAGGAGGAGUAGGAGGAGGGAUAGGUAUCUAUGGGAAUGGAGGGGGAGCAGGUUAUGGAGCAGGAGGAGGUACCUUUGUACUGAAUGGAUAUGAGGGAGGAGGGUCAUUUGGAGGCGCCUACGGAAGUGGUGGUAGUGCUGGCAUUUACGGAGGGGGUAAUGGAGAUGGCGGAGGUGUUUACGGUGGAGGUAGUGGAGGUAGCGAAAGGGGGUAUGGAGGAGGGAAUGGAAUAGGUGGAGGCGUUUAUGUAGGAGGCACUGGAGGUAAUGAUGGAGGUUACGGAGGAGGGAAUAGAAUAGGUGAAGGAGUUUAUAUAGGAGGCACUGGAGGUAAUGCUGGAGGUUAUGGAGGAGGUAGUGGAGGUGGAGGCGGAGAUUAUGGAGGAGGGAGUGGAAUAGGUGGAGGAGUUUAUGUAGGAAGCACUGGAGGUUAUGGAGAAGGCAGUGGAGGUAAUGAUGGAAGCUAUGGGCACAUCAUACUAUCAGGGGGAGGCGACGGUAGUGGAGGGUAUGGAGGAGACGGAGGAUCUAUUGGAGGAAGAGGAGGAGGAAAAGUGAUCAUCAUAAGAGAGGGAGAGAGCGAGAGCGGAGGGCAUAUUGCCACAGGAUACGGAAAGUAAGGAGAGAUCGUUAGCCACAAAAAGCAAUUACCAUAAACGAUGCUUCAAACAAUGAAGACUGGCACGCUGAAGAAAAUAAGCCCUUUGAGAUGACUGGACAUUGAAUUCUGAGCAUUAUUUAUACUUUCUUUCAUUUCGCACUUGAAGUUGGGAAUGAGGAUCGAUGAAUGGAUUUGUCUGUUUCUGUGUCAGAAUUUGUGAUAUUAUUUCAUCUAAUAUAUUUGACACACCAAAUGAAUAAACGAAUUUGUAACAAACAGAACACCGACUCUGUGACUUGGUCAUAGCAUUGCAUUUCAAAAUGAAGCGAGAAUGUUUCCAUGAAAUAUAAAAUUGUUCAGAAGUUUCGAUGACGGAGAGAAUUCAACCCCUGUAACUACCUAUGGCCAGUCAAACGUAGAAAGUAUUCACAUCAAUAUCAACAUUUGUUUAUUUAAUCAGGUGUUCUUUUUAUUCUUUUUUGAUUUAUCAUUUCGUAACACCUGUUUACUGUUGACCA
This is a messenger RNA of Macrobrachium nipponense, 1540 nucleotides long. RefSeq lists its product as uncharacterized. Bases 1 to 1041 code for a protein of 346 amino acids. The record is from RefSeq and is a predicted model, not a curated record. Lineage: Eukaryota; Metazoa; Arthropoda; Malacostraca; Decapoda; Palaemonidae. The transcript has 5 exons.